Messenger RNA from Phragmites australis (common reed), 1724 nucleotides. RefSeq lists its product as uncharacterized. Bases 199 to 1329 code for a protein of 376 amino acids. The record is from RefSeq and is a predicted model, not a curated record. Lineage: Eukaryota; Viridiplantae; Streptophyta; Magnoliopsida; Poales; Poaceae. The transcript has 6 exons.
UGACGCUGCGAUCGACGAGUGGCCGUGUGACCCGACCGGCCCUUCUCCUCUCUCUCUCUCUCUUCCUCUCUCUAGAACGCGCGCAAGAACACGUACGAGAAGCCUGAUUGGCACCAACCCCCCCAACUUAAUUAGGGGGAGGAGAGGAUUGUCAUCGAAGUCGUUGCGCUCUUUAAUUUGCCGCUGCACGCCGUUGUCAUGGAAGGUGGUGGGUCGGCAGGCGGAGGUGGAGGCGGCGUUCUUUGCGCUGCCCAAGAACCGCGGAGGCAAGAGGAGGAGAAGGCCGGGGCUGCCGCGAGGAGGGGCGCCGGCACCGCCGGCGCUAUGAAGUUCCGCGUGUGCACGCGGGCGCCGCACGGCGUCGGAGCGCUGCUGCUGAUCGGCGGCGCGGCCGUCGUCGGGGCCGCCGUCGUCGCUUGGCGGCACGCUCACCGCCGCGGCAAGGACGGCGCCGAGAACCAGCGCGACCGGCAGCCAGCGAAAGAAGAGGUUUUGGAUGGCGGAGUCGUCGAGGAUGGGAAGGAUCGCGCGUCGGCGCGGGAGAUUGAUCUGUCUGAUGAGAAUUUAAGCGGCGAGAAGACCGAGAUUGGAUCAGAUGGAUUGGACAAUGAAUAUGUUGAGAAUUUUGAUCAGAAUUCAAGCAGGAAACCUGAUGAGAUUACCACGCUCGAUAUGGGCUGUGCAAAUGUGGAGAAGGUUGAUGAGAACUCAAGCAACAAUGACAUCGGGACUGAGAUCGCUCCUAAUGAUAAUAAAGAUGUGGAGGCCUCUGAUCAAAGCACCCUUAGCAUCAUCGGUCCAGGGAUCAUCCUCAGUAAACAUAGUGAUCACAGUGAUGGUGCUCAAGAGGCCGAAUCAAUGGAGAAUACACCAACUGCGCAGCUGAUGAUGCAUCAAGAACAACUCUUAGAUGACAUGAUGACGGAUCCUGUGACAGAAACAGAUGCAAAGCUGGGAGAACAAACAAUCAAGGACAAAAGCGAGUUCGAACAGGACGAAAACAAAGCGCUGGCAGGACUUGUUGAACUUGUCAGCUCACCAGCACUGUUAUCUCUGGUUAAGUCAAUAGAGAAGAAAGAGCCAGAGCUUCCGGGAUGGAACGAGACAGGGAUGAAGACAGAGCAAGACCACACCAAUGGUGAGCUGAAGAAGCAUGACCUGAUCAGCAAAAGAGGAGUAAUGCUGAGAGGAGCCGUCACGACAAUGGAUCGCAGGAGUAUUUCUAUGGCCAUUGUUGCUCUUAUCUUCGUAGUGACCAUUGGAAUAACAAUCAUCGUGCGCUUAUAUGCCCCUCCGCGAGCAACAAAGCAUCAGAUAAACUUGCAGUAAGUUUGCAAGGUGCAAUGGAGUUCUUAAUUUAUGUGAUCAGUACGUGCAAGUGCUGAGGUUUGCAAGUAUCCAUUGAGGUUUCAUGGCUUUAAUGACGCGGAUGAACGGCAAAGGCGGAGUCGAAAUUUACAAGAUGGAAAGGAAUCUACUAUGAAUUAUAAAAGAGUAUGGUUAGCCAGUGUGUAGCAUGAUCCAUAAUGAGAUAGCAAGUUGUGGACGUGUGGUACCAAGAGGCACAGUGAAGUAGGGCAGCAGAUGUAGGGUUUCUUCUGGAGGCUACCUUUUCUUCUGUUUGGUAACUAAGCGCUGAGAACGUAUGAUAGGAAAAUCAUCAAUCACAAGUUGUGCUUAAGAGUUUGUUUUAUUUGAAAUGAAACUCUUCCCUUGCCAUUCUG